UGUCUCUCAUUUGCGUGCAUACAGGAUACAAAGAAUGUGAAAUCAAGAUGACAGUGGCAAGCCCCACGCUCUGUACUUACUUUAUCUUUCUUGCUACCGCUGCUUCAGAAAGUGACUCUGGUUCUGGAGCAUCACUGGGCUAUGGAACCUGCGCAGAUUCUGAACUGGACACCAGCUUUGAGUGCAUCACUCAGAUGCCAGAAUUCCAGGAGAACUACUUAAUCUGCAAUGCCACUGUGGCAGACAUGAACCUGAAUGAGGCCGACAUUUUCUUUUCAGCUUUUAACAAACAGUUCCGUAACUGCACCAUGCUGAGCCAACUGGUGAGCAAAUGUUUGCUACAGAACGGGGACCUUAUUCCAGCCAUAGAAGUUUGCUUGACGGUGACGUUGAUGAAGCAGCCAUGUAAAGUCUGCCAGAAGCUGAGGGCAGCUCAUAUCAUUAAACCUGAAGCACCAUUUGCCUUAAACGUUACCUACCAAGACAAGGCAAAUGAGUACUUUGUUCAGUUCUCCACUGCGCACUUGCCAGGCUCAUACAUCCAUGAUGACUUAAUACAUGAAAUCGCUUACCGGCAGCAAAACAAGCCCUGGAUGACCAUGAAGUCUAACUAUGUUACAUUAAAGAUUCUGGGACAGAGAUUACAGCCAGAAACAACAUAUGAGAUGAAAGUCCGGACAAAGCCCAAUGACGAUUACUUCAAAGGCACGUGGAGCGAAUGGAGCUCAUCUGCAUAUUUUAAUACUUCCGCCAAAGUGCCAGUUGUGAUAGACAAUAACACAGUCGAGAUGAUCAUAUCCACUGGGGGCUUCAUUGUGCUGUUCAUUCUAUUUUUUCUCAUCUUCAUCUUUUGGAAAAGCAGGAUCAAGCCUGUUGUGUGGCCCACUAUCCCCAAUCACAAGAAAGCUCUGCAUCAGUUCUGCCACAAGCUACGCAAGAAUUCUGAUGCAAGUUUCUUCAAUCCAGAGAGUUUCGGGUAUGUUCAUAUCCAUAAGGUGAACAGCAUUCAGUGCAAAGCAGAAGUGGACCACUGUCAGCCAUCACUGUCAGGGUCAUCAGCAUCCUGGCUUCCCCAGGAUGUUGAUGACCCAGAGAAGACUGGGAAUGGGCUGGAACAGAACAACCUGAUUCACAUCAACCAAGGCUGGCUGAAGCUGCCUCUGGCAUACGAAGGCAUGUGGUCUGCUGAGACACGUUUGAACAGAAGGCCCAGUGCUUCUGAUGGCAACACGUGCAGCAGUGCCAACUUGAACGAUGACAGCAGCCAUGCUCUGGGCAACGGUUCCACCCCAUCUCUGGACCCCACCAUUCUUUCUGGAUUAGAGGCAGGCAUCUGCCACUCACUCUGUGUCAACGUUCAGACCGGGACAUCAAAUAUAGAAGAGGCCUAUGUGACCAUGGCAAGCUUUAUUGGAAGAAAAUGAAACUCUGGGAACCAUCAAUGCUGGCACAUGGCAGGAUGGAUCCCUGUGAGUAGCUUUUCAGGGUGUCCCAAAGUCUCUCUUACACAAGCCUCUCUUAGCCUAUGCUUUAAAAAGAAAAAAAAUGGACUAUUUGGACUCUGAAGAUUGCUGCUCUGCUGCGAACUAAUGCAUGUCAAAAAGGACCUGCUUUUUACAUAACUGUAGCAAUACUGGAAGAAAAUGCAUCUCGAGAACCACUGUCCGGCUCUAAGAAAAGCUAUAGAUCAGCUGGAAUCUGAAAAGCUUACAUUUUAGAGCUCAGCCCUAAUCUAGCCUGCAUUUAGAUUUCGCCAUAAGGCCAGUAAUCUGCUGCUAUGUUGUUAUGGACUGUGUAUCACUGAAAACAAUUAUUUCCUCCCAAGUGCAACAUAAAAGAAUAGGAAAGAACAACUGCCUGCAAUGGGACUUUAAGGUUUGUUUAAAAUGAAUACUUACCAAGAUCAGCUGCAGUGUGGAAGAACAGUGUGCAUCAAGCACCAAAAUGUUUACAGUUUUUGCAGUGACUGAAGCAGGUUGCAGAAGUUUCCACUGAAAUUUACAACGUCCGUUGGGUAUAUCCCCAAUUGUCUUCUGUACAAAAUCCAUAGGGAAAAACUAUGAGUUGCACUAGAGUGCAUGAAUUCAAAUGCGGCUUCAAUGGGAGAGGCUACCAAUCACUUCUACACAUUUAGUUUUCUUCUCUAGGAUACCAGAAUUCAGUUCUCAAAAGAUCCCAUAAAUGGGCUAUCUAUGCACUAUUCCAAAUAAUUUCAACAUGCUGGAACUAAAGAUGUUGGAGAAUUAUGUUCAGCUAACCUAACUUACACUUUCAUAACUAAUAGGCAUAUCAGAACAUAGUUUUCAAUCAAAUAGAACACUUCUCCAAAUUUUGCAUUUCAAACCUUGGCUUCAAAAUUGCAUCCAAAAAUAUUUUAGGGGGAAACGCAGUGUUGGAAUGCAAGUUUGUGCAAUUUUAAAACCUGUUAGAAAACAGGAUAGAAUGGGCUUAUAAGCAUUUUUAUAUUCACCAGUUACUAUACCAAUUCACUGUAGCAAGUUAAAACUUGAAUGAUACCAUGGAUUGCUGCUCAUUUUUUUUCACAUGACAUCCCUAAAACAUUCAUUCAGGAAUCAAGCAGUAUUGUUUUUUUCUCUGAUGUGCACUCAUUCUAUGACUUUUAUGUAGCUUUUUCAGGGUCAAACUAUUCUCCAAAAUCAUGUUUACUGAUUACUGAUGUUUACUUACCGUGUGUGUGCAGCCUUGAUUUGGAUCAGGAUCACAGUGCUCAUGCAAAAGCGCAAUUUGUUUUCACUCCCAAAAUUCUACCACCCCCACCAGGGAGUAAAGAAAAAUACUGCCACUGACUAAUGGAGACUUCUUUCUUUUCUUGAAUUCCAGGAAGCAAGCAGGUGAAGGGAAAUUUGGCAUGCAUCCUUCCCUAGAGUACCAUGAUCACAUAAUCAAUUGUGCCCACAUAUGCUUAUGCAAGAGAAAAUUUGACAGACAUCGCAACAUAAUGUAUGAUAAAGGGAAUAUUUUGUUUGACCUCAUACAAUACUGUUUAGCUUUCAAAAACUUGCAUGAAGUACUUUCAUCUGGUAGAUUUUGAUGUGACAUGUUUGUAUGUUUAAUAUAAUAUCCUAGGCCUCUUUGAUUAAGGAAUGAAGUGGCAUACAAGUUAUGAAAUAAUUUUAUAUAUUAAAAAAACUCAUGGUUUCAGUAUUA
Messenger RNA from Varanus komodoensis (Komodo dragon), 3168 nucleotides. RefSeq names its product interleukin 7 receptor (gene IL7R). The record is from RefSeq and is a predicted model, not a curated record. NCBI's taxonomy places the organism in Eukaryota, Metazoa, Chordata, Lepidosauria, Squamata, Varanidae. The coding region runs from base 48 to 1424 and encodes 458 amino acids. Gene Ontology annotation, cellular component: external side of plasma membrane; membrane. The transcript has 8 exons. Gene Ontology annotation, biological process: cytokine-mediated signaling pathway; hemopoiesis; positive regulation of receptor signaling pathway via JAK-STAT. Gene Ontology annotation, molecular function: cytokine receptor activity; protein binding.